This is a messenger RNA of Brassica napus (rape), 666 nucleotides long. RefSeq lists its product as uncharacterized. Bases 1 to 666 code for a protein of 221 amino acids. The record is from RefSeq and is a predicted model, not a curated record. The transcript has a single exon. NCBI's taxonomy places the organism in Eukaryota, Viridiplantae, Streptophyta, Magnoliopsida, Brassicales, Brassicaceae.
AUGUGGACCAAUAGAGUUGAAGAGGUAAUUGAUAGAUAUAAAGCCAAUAUUAUAGAGGAAGAAGACGUAUCUUUAUGGAAAAAUGGAAAGGGAGAUUACAAGAAUCGUUUCUCAUUGAAGGAGACUUGGCAAGUGACUAGAGUGCAGUAUCAGAGCUGCUACUGGCAAAAGAUGGUCUGGUUUAAGCAUGCUACUCCAAAAUUCUCUUUUGUUAUGUGGAUGGCGAUGAAGGAAAGAUUAUCUACGGGUGAAAGAAUGAGUAAUUGGGGAGGCAGUGUUGAUACUACUUGUGUGUUUUGCCAAGAUCCUAUGGAGACUUUGGCUCACCUUUUCUUUGUCUGUCCAUAUUCUUCUCAGAUUUGGGAGGGUUUGACAAAGAGAGUUAUGGAUACUCAAUACACAACGAGUUGGAGGGGUAUUAUGCGAGUGGCUUUGGAUAAUACUCAAGAGAAGAUCAAGCUCUUCACUUUGCGGUAUGCUCUUCAAGCUACAGUGCACACAAUUUGGAUAGAAAGGAACAGAAGAAGACAUGGGGAAACUCCUAAACCAGCAGAGCUGUUGAUUAAAUGGAUUGAUAAGAUGGUGAGAAACAAGUUCUCAAUUAUAAGGAAGAGAGGGGAUAAGGAUUUUGAUGGAGGGAUGGUAUAUUGGUUUAGCACAAGAUAG